This is a messenger RNA of Caenorhabditis auriculariae, 1317 nucleotides long. Lineage: Eukaryota; Metazoa; Nematoda; Chromadorea; Rhabditida; Rhabditidae. The record is from the annotation of a GenBank genome assembly.
AUGUCCACGACGCGGCUGCGGCCUUUUCCCGAGGCUCCGCCUGUCCGUCGAGCCACACGUUUUUCAUGCGGAAAUACGCGGCCGCCACUACGAGCAACAUCCUGCGGCUUCCCCCGUCACCUAUACAUACAAAUGUUCGCAUUUUCGAUUUUUGAAAGGAAAUUGUGAGUGCUUCCUGACUUUCUGAACACUCAUCUGCUUUUUCUACACUUUUAUCAGUAAUGAGAUAUUUUUCUUCCAGGAAAUAGAUUGACUUUUCAUUCGAAGAUAACGCUUUGGAAUAUGUUCAGAACGCUACUCAAUGAGAAAACAGUAGGAAUAAGCUCGUUGGGUGGAGUUUUUUCGAUAGAAAAUCAUAUAAUGUUAAUCAUUUACAGCGUUUUAUCGCUGGUUUGAGACAACGUUUUAAAAAGAAUAUAAAAACGGGUUGCAGAAAAGGUUUGAUGAGGCCUUUGAUGUACUUUUCGCCCCAAACUAGCGGUGAAUAGAGUAUAAAACUUCUUGGUUCACAUAAUGAAAAAAAAGAAAAUAGCGCAGUUUAACCUUUUUAAGCUACGAAAUAUAAGAUCAUGACAUUCAUUAGGACAAAAAAUAAAGUGAAUCUUUGAAAGUUAUAUUAGGUUGGAGCCGAGACUUUUUCAAAACGUAUUUUUUUUCGGUUCUUCAAGUCCAAUAAAAAACGUAGACGUUGAAAAUUUCAAAAUGGAGAACAGAAAAAAAGAAAACAAAUUAUAGCGGCCAACAGGAAAAAAAUAAAUCGCUUAUUUUUUUGGGUUAUUACCCAAAAAAAUUUGUUUACGGGCUUACAAUAUUCUGCUGCAAUUCCAAAUAGAAAGGAAAAAAGGUAGGGAAAUCGAUAUUCGAGAGAUUAUUUCCCUUUGAAUCUGUGCCCGCGGCUGAGAGAGUUGCCAAAAAACAUGGUUCCAAUGUAAUUCCGGUGCUGUUGCCAGGCUGGAGAGAGAAUGAAGUAACAAGAAUGAAUAAUGGGAAAGGUAUGGCGUUUAGUUUGAACUGAGGCUUUCUGACAACUGAAAACUUUUUUCUAGCGCCUUUUCCCAUAAAAAGUUGUAUUUCGGUCUACGAGCCAAGUAUAGGCACUUUUGUUGCAUUUUUUAUGUCCUAUGUUUUUAAAUGGACACCAGAAACAUACUCGCCAUCAAGAGGAUUUCAAAAAGACGGUUCCGAUAAGAACAAUUGUUUUUUGCAGGGAUUGCCGCCACACGGAAAGCGGUAAACACUCAUCGGAAUUGCCUUGGCGGCAACAGCCGCGUCGCCUUGCGACACGAGCCGUUCCGCGUCAGAAGACUAUUUUCAUAA